This is a messenger RNA of Prorocentrum cordatum, 2130 nucleotides long. Lineage: Eukaryota; Dinophyceae; Prorocentrales; Prorocentraceae. The record is from the annotation of a GenBank genome assembly.
GCACCCGCCAAGAAGAUGGCCUCGUGUAUGGAAUACGCGUGCGGUGGCGACGUGAAGGCCAUCGCGUAUGGCCUGCUCGUGACGCUCAUCCUGUCGGCGACGAUGGUGGUGGCAGGCCUGAAGGCGGGCAUCACCCCAGGCGUCAGCCCGCUGGUGGUGCUGUGUGGCUGGGGUGCCUUCCGGAAAGCGUCGAGGGGCCCUGCCGGAUCGCGUUUCCUGAACCUCAGCCAGGUGGCCGGCUCCGCCGGCAUGGCCAUCGUUAGCGGGGUGAUCUUCUCGGAGCCGCUGCUCCAGGUCAUGCACCUGAACUUCGCGCAGGACGAGCUCGACAGCCUCGGCGUGGAGAAGAAGCUUGCGGAGAUGCCGUGGGGCGAGGCCCAGAGGCUGAUGGCGCAGUACCGCCUGUCUAUCCCGGAGGUGGACGUGCCCGUGAACAUCAUGGCCUGCCUUGUGGGCUCGCUGAUCGGCUGGGGCUUCGUCGGCCUCACCACGCGCAAGUUCCUCUCCGACCCGACCCUGCCAGCGCCAGAGGCGACGGCGUGCGUCUCGAUGAUCGAGGCCGCCGUGGCCGACAACGGCCACAGGCCCAGGCUCGACGUCUCCCUGGUGCUCAGCAUCGUCGGCAGCUUUGUCACGCGGGUGCUGGCGCUCCUGUCGCUGGCCUCGAGCUCCAUCCUCGUGUGGUCCCGGCAGGGCGCACGCGGCGCCGCCUUCGAGCUGCUGGUGCCCUUUGACAGCGGCGCGCUCUACCUCGGCAUCGGCGCCCUGCUCACGGUGCCCACCGCGCUGCUGACCUUCACCGGCUCCUUCGUGCGCCUGGUCGGGGACUUCCUGCUGGCCGGCGUCGAGCCCGGCACGGGCCUGGCGGCGAGGAUGCCGGCCAACUCGAUGCGUUGGGUCGGCGGCGGUGCCAUGACGGUCGCCGUGGUCUACAGCCUCGGCAGGUUCCUGUGCGCGGGCCUGCUCCGCAGGCCGCGUGCGGCGCAGCGCGCUGGCGACGUCGAGGCGAGCGCCGACGCGGACUCGCUGCUCGACAUCGGGCCCCGCAACGCGAAGGUGCUGGCGGGCGCCGUCGCGGUCGGCGCCCUCGGCUUGGCCCUCUGGCUCUUCGCCACGGAGGGCUUCAGCGCCUUCAGCGUCUUGAUGGUCGUGGCGAUCCUGGUGAUGGCAUCGCUGAUGGUGCCGCUGGGCGCCAUACUGUCGCUGCAGAUCGGCGGCUCCUGCUCUCCGGUGUCUGGUACUGUGUUCGUGACCACGCUGGUGUUGUGCUUGGUGGCCCUUGCGACUGGCCAGCGGGAUGUGGGCGCAGUGCCAACUAUCACGACGCUGCUAGUUGCGGCCUGCGUGGCCGUCUGCUCUGCCAACGACGUGAGCCAGGACUACAAGACCCUGCAGCUGUGCGGCGUCGCCCCGCGCGAGGGCUUCCUGGCCCAGAUCCUGGGCCUGCUGGUCGGCUCCAUAGUGGUGCCCCUGUCCCUCUACGUCGCCGACAGCGCCUACGGCCUCGGCACCGAUGCGCUGCCGGCGCCGCAGGGCAAGAUGUUCGCCACCCUGGUGCAGGGGCUGCUGAUCGAGGAGGCGCUGCCCUGGUACCCCAUCCUCAUCGGCGUAGGCGUGGGCGCCUGCGCAGUGGUCCUCGACUACGUCGGCGGCCGCCUCGGUGUGCAGAUGCCCGCUAUGUCCAUCCCCGUCGGCCUGUACCUGGGCGCGGACACAGGAAUCGGCAUCCUCAUCGGGUCCGCCUUCCGCUUCGUGGGCGAGCGCAUGCGCGAGCGCACCACGGGCGUGCCGAGCUCGCAGACGCACGAGUGCAUCCUGGCCGCGGCGGGCAUGAUCACCGGCGGCGCUUUCCUGGACCUCAUCCUGGGCAUCGCGAUCCUCUUCGGCUUCGACCCCGCGACCCUCAGCGUGUUCUCGAGCAGCGGCGCCGACGGCAAGCUCGACAUGCCGCUGGCCCUCUCCGACUCCCUCUCGGUGCUCGGCCUCCUGUUCUUGGGCUGGGUGCUGCUGCACAACUCCCUCCACGGCAGCGGGGACGGGGAGGGGCCGCACUGCAAGGGGGGCAAGGCCUCGUGCAGCGAGGAGGCGUCCACUGCGUCGUCGCCCUCCGACGCCCGCGUGGCCAUCUGA